AUGUGUAUAAAACAAGACACUUCGAGGAGGGGAGCGCGGGACCGGAGGCGGGGGGCCGGCGGGGCGCCCUGGCGCUGGGCCCUGGCUGGGCUGUGGCUGGCAGCGACCUUGGGCUGCAUCCAGGGCACGGGCGGCCGCGCGCGACGCCACUGGCCUGUGCCCUACAAACGUUUUUCCUUCCGUCCACAGCCAGACCCUCACUGUCAAGCUAAAUACACCUUCUGUCCCACUGGCUCGCCCUUCCCAGUUAUGAAGGGCAAUGAUGUCGUUGAAGUCUUUCGACUCCAUGCGCCAGUUUGGGAAUUUAAAUAUGGAGACCUCUUAGGACACUUGAAAAUUAUGCAUUAUGCUGCCGGAUUCAGGAGUACAUAAACUGGCAGGAACUACACCAUGGAAUGGUAUAAGCAUUUCCAGCUUGGCAACUGUACGUUUCCCCACCUCCGACCUGAACUGGAUGCCCCUUUCUGGUACAAUCAAGGAGCUGCCUGCUUUUUUGAAGGAAUUGAUGAUAACCACUGGAAGGAAAAUGGGACAUUAGCUCUAGUAGCAACCAUAUCAGGAAACACCUUUAACAAGAUGGCAAAUUGGGUGAAACAGGAUAAUGAAACAGGGAUUUAUUAUGAGACGUGGACUGUCCAAGCCAGCCCAGGAAAAGGGGUGGAGACAUGGUUUGAGUCCUAUGACUGUUCAAAAUUUGUAUUAAGGACAUUUGAGAAGUUGGCUGAACUUGGAGCAGAGUUCAAGAAGAUAGAAACUAAUUAUACAAGAAUAUUUCUUUACAGUGGAGAACCUACUUAUUUAGGAAAUGAAACCUCUAUUUUUGGGCCAACAGGAAACAAGACUCUUGCUUUAGACCUAAAAAAAAUUUAUUACCCCUUCAAACCACAUUUGUCAACUCAAGAAUUUCUAUGGAGUCUUCUGCAAAUCUUUGACUCAGUGAUUAUUCACAGACAAUUCUACUUGUUUUAUGAUUUUGAAUACUGGUUUUUACCUAUGAAAUUCCCUUUUAUUAAAAUAACAUAUGAUGAAAUCCCUUUACCUAACAGACACAAAACACUUCCUGGUUUAUAA
Molecule: messenger RNA, 1071 nt
Organism: Castor canadensis (American beaver)
Lineage: Eukaryota; Metazoa; Chordata; Mammalia; Rodentia; Castoridae
Source: RefSeq, a predicted model, not a curated record